Messenger RNA from Puma concolor (puma), 1419 nucleotides. Lineage: Eukaryota; Metazoa; Chordata; Mammalia; Carnivora; Felidae. The record is from RefSeq and is a predicted model, not a curated record.
GUCAAUCAGGAAGAGCUGUCGGAGAAUUCCAGCAGCACCCAGGGUGAGGAGCAGGAGGAGGAUGUCGGCAAGAACCGCCACAGACACUUGGAGAGCAAGCACCAGAUGAGGACCAAUGUCAUCCAGGAGAUCAUGAACACUGAGCGGGUGUACAUCAAGCACCUCAAGGACAUCUGUGAGGGCUAUAUCCGACAGUGUCGCAAACACACGGGAAUGUUCACUGUUGCGCAACUAGCCACCAUUUUUGGAAACAUUGAAGAUAUUUACAAAUUCCAAAGAAAGUUCCUGAAAGACCUUGAGAAACAGUACAAUAAAGAGGAACCUCAUUUAAGUGAAAUAGGAUCCUGCUUUCUGCAACAUCAAGAGGGCUUCGCCAUCUACUCCGAGUACUGUAACAACCACCCAGGCGCCUGCGCGGAGCUGUCCCGCCUGAUGAAGCAGGGCCGCUACCGACACUUCUUCGAAGCCUGCCGCCUGCUGCAGCAGAUGAUCGACAUCGCCAUCGAUGGGUUCCUGCUGACGCCGGUGCAGAAGAUCUGCAAGUACCCUCUGCAGCUGGCCGAGCUGCUCAAGUACACCACGCAGGAGCACAGUGAUUACAACAAUAUAAAGGCAGCCUACGAAGCCAUGAAGAACGUGGCCUGUUUGAUCAACGAGCGCAAGCGCAGGCUGGAAAGCAUAGACAAGAUAGCACGGUGGCAGGUGUCCAUCGUGGGCUGGGAGGGGCUGGAUAUCCUCGAGCGGAGCUCGGAACUGAUCCACUCCGGGGAGCUGACCCAGGUCAGCAGGCACGGCAAGAGCCAGCAGCGGACGUUCUUCCUGUUUGACCACCAGCUGGUGUCGUGCAAGAAGGACCUGCUGCGCAGGGACGUGCUCUACUACCGAGGCCGCACGGACAUGGACGAGGUGCGGCUUGUGGACCUGGAGGACGGGCGGGACAAGGACUGGAACCUCAGCGUGAAGAACGCGUUUAAGCUCGUCAGCAAAACCACCGACGAGGUUCACCUGUUCUGUGCCAAGAAGCAGGAAGACAAGGCGAGGUGGCUGCAGCUGAGGACCGUGCACCCUGUCCUACGGUUCAGGCACUGGUUCCUCCUGUCGCCCUUACCGUCCCAGGGUCUGCUCGCCUCCAGAUGUCAGGAUGCCACAGGGACCGGGGGCCUUAAAGGAAUGGAAAUUUCAGAAAAUCAAAAGAAACUCGCCAUGCUAAAUGCUCAAAAGGCAGGACAUGGGAAGUCAAAGGGCUACAGCGCGUGCCCGGUGGCCCUGCCGCACCAGAGCUUGCACCCCCUUCACCAGCGCCACGUGACCGUGCCCACCAGCGUCCCCCAGCAGCAGGUGUUUGCCCUGGCAGAACCCAAGAGGAAGCCCUCGCUCUUCUGGCACACGUUCAACAAACUCACCCCUUUCAAGAAGUGA